Messenger RNA from Rhizophagus irregularis DAOM 181602=DAOM 197198, 1540 nucleotides. RefSeq lists its product as uncharacterized. Gene Ontology annotation, biological process: protein phosphorylation. Gene Ontology annotation, molecular function: protein binding; protein kinase activity; ATP binding. The record is from RefSeq and is a predicted model, not a curated record. Lineage: Eukaryota; Fungi; Glomeromycota; Glomeromycetes; Glomerales; Glomeraceae.
UAAUAUUAAUGAUAAUGAUAAUAAAGAGCGUGAUGUAGAAAGUAUGAAAUCUAAUGAUGUCAUAAAUGAAACAGGAAAUAGUAAUUCAAUAUCUCCGUCUGAAGGAAUCCAAUCAAAUAAUAAAAGUGCAUCCCCAACACAAAAACCAAAAAACGGUUUAGCACGUACAGUAUCACUGCGUAGAGGUGUUACCGAAUCAUGGGUAGUCCGUCCUACGGCUGAAGAUUUGUUUGAACAAUUAGAACAAUAUUUUCCGGGUCAUGAUCUUGAUAAACCUAUUGUAGAUUCUGUCCAACAACCAAAUAUAAACGAGGAAUCACCAAGCGCGCCUACAGUAAAAACUGGAGGGAAAAUUCAAAGAGGAAAAUCUAUCCGCGCUGCUGCUCGUGAAGCACAUGAACGCGAACAACGUGAAAAGAAAGAAAGAAAAGAAAGAACCAAAAAGCUAGCAGUUGGAGUUGUUAGUGCAAUUGAAGCUUUUAGUGAUGCAAUCAGAGUGCCACAAAAGCUAACUAGAAAACCUACUACUAAAUUAUGGGAUAAAAAAAUUGUUCUUGUUCCUUCACAUAAAAAACCCUGUCCUCCAGAAGUUCCUCCUGGAGAAUGUGUUUCCACAGAAAGAGAACCCGUAAUAUCAUGGGCAAAAGGUGAACUAAUUGGUAAAGGAACUUUUGGGAAAGUGUUCCUUGCUAUGAAUGUGAAUUCAUCCGAAAUAAUGGCAGUUAAACAAAUUGAAUUGCCAAAGACAAAAUCGGACCGGUUGAACGAAAGACAACAAAAUUUGGUCAAAUCUUUCACUGAUGAAAUGGAAAUUCUGAAAGAUCUAGAUCAUGAACAUAUUGUCCAAUAUAUUGGGUUUGAAAAAACUGACGAAGCCAUUAAUAUCUUUCUUGAAUAUGUUAAUGGCGGAUCUAUUGGUACCUGUCUGAGGAUUUAUGGCGCAUUUAAAGAACCUGUUGUAAGGUCAUUCACACGGCAGAUUUUAUUAGGAUUGCAAUACUUACAUAAUAGAGGAAUAUUACACAGAGAUAUUAAAGCAGAUAAUAUACUUGUUGAUGAAGAAGGAUAUUGCAAGAUUUCUGAUUUUGGAAUAUCAAAAAAGAGUGAGCAUCUUGCUUAUGAUCAUAGUUCAAAUAUGUCAUUGCAAGGUACUAUCUUUUGGAUGGCACCAGAAGUAUUUAAUUCUACUAAAGGAUAUAGUGCUAAAGUUGAUAUAUGGAGUCUUGGUUGUGUUGUACUUGAAAUGUUUGCUGGUGAAAGACCUUGGAAUAAUUUAACAGAUCUUGCUGCUAUGUUUAAACUUGGAAGUGAGAAAAAAGCACCACCAAUAAGAGAAGACAUUAUAAUGUCAUCUGAUGCUAGAAACUUUUUAGAUCAAUGCUUUAUAAUAGAACCAAAUAAUCGGCCAACCGCAGAACAACUUUUACAGCAUCCUUUUGCACAAGAAAAUCCUAAUUUUCAUUUUAAAGAAUAUAUUUCAAUACCUGGACGUACUUAAAUAUUUAAAUUAUAUAAAAUAAAAAAAAAUAAUAUAUAUAUA